Pantherophis guttatus is the source of this 2305-nucleotide messenger RNA. RefSeq names its product trophoblast glycoprotein like (gene TPBGL). Gene Ontology annotation, molecular function: protein binding. The record is from RefSeq and is a predicted model, not a curated record. Gene Ontology annotation, cellular component: plasma membrane. NCBI's taxonomy places the organism in Eukaryota, Metazoa, Chordata, Lepidosauria, Squamata, Colubridae. Gene Ontology annotation, biological process: negative regulation of canonical Wnt signaling pathway.
UCCCGGGCGGCGCUCGCGGGGAUGCCCGAGCUGGGCUAGCAUGGCCCGGCGCCCCCCUCCGCCGCUCCUCCUCCUCCUCCUCCUCCUCUUCCUCCCUCCGCUGCUGCAGAGCCGGGGCUGCUCGCCCUGCUUCUGGUUCGCCACGCCGGACACGGUGCAGUGCCGCUUCGUGGAGCUGCAAGAGCCGCCGGCGGAGCUGCCGUCCGCGGUGCGCAACCUGACCGUGGUCGGUGCCAACUUGACGGUGCUGAGCCGGGCGGCCUUUGCAGGCGGCUGGGCCCCGGGGGCUCCUUCGCCCCGCCGACCGUUGCUCCACUUAACGUUGCUGGCGUUGCUCCGGAGCCGCAUCGAAGCGCUGGAAGAGGCGGCCUUCGCCGGGCUGCCGUCCUUGGCAGCGCUGGAUUUAAGCCACAACCCGCUGCGCCGCGUCUCGCCCGGAGCUUUCCUCUUCUGCGCCCCUUUGCACCGGCUCAGCCUCAACGGGGCGCUGACGGCCGGACGGCCGGCCGAGGAGCUGCUGGGCUCGGCUCUGGCCAACCUCAGCCUUGCGCGGCUGGAGCUGGCCGGGAACGGCUUGCGCGCUCUGCCUCCGGGCUGGACGCUGCCGGCCUCUUUGCAAGAGCUGGACGCGCGCAACAACUCGCUGCAGGAGCCGCGGCCCGACGGGCUGGCUGCGCCUUUGCUGCGCUUGCAGCUGGCGGGCAAUCCCCUGACUUGCGACUGCCCCGCUCUGCGACCGCUGCUGCUCUGGCUGGGCAACGCCACGUGGCGGGCGCCGGAUCGGCGGGAGCUGCGCUGCGCUGCCCCGCCGCAACUGCGGGACGCGCUGGUUCUGCGCCUCCGGCCGCGUCAGCUCAAGUGCCUGGAGGAAGGGGCGGCUUGGGGGCUGCUGGAGCCCGUCGGCGGGCCGGAGCCGAAGGAGCUGGAGACCGUCUCGUACGUCUUCCUGGGCAUCGUGCUGGCAUUGAUCGGGCUGGUUUUCCUGAUGGUGCUUUACCUGAACCGACGGGGCAUUAAGCGGUGGCUGAACAACCUGCGGGAGGCCUGCCGGGAUCAGAUGGAGGGGUACCAGUAUCGGUACGAGCAUGACAGCGACCCCCGGCGGGCCAGCCCGGGUGGUCUCUGAAACCGGGCAGGGAUGGGGCAGAUGGAGGACAACUGGUGACCCCUCCCUCCUGAGCUUGUCAGACUGUUGGGGAGGUUGGCACUCCAAGCUUUCUCUGUGGGGCAGCUUCGUCUGAUCUCCUGCCUUCCCCCUGCCCCAAAAGAUUGGACCUUCGGUGGCUUUAGCCAGCACCGGCUGGAGGAGAUGUUGAGGGGGACCUGCGCUGGAGUGCCAGGCUUGUGAUGCCUUUGCCAGCUGCCCCAUAUCCCGAGAUGCCAAUCUGGUGGUGACAUCUGGCAGCUAAGCGGGGUCAGAGCUGGGCAAAGUUCGGAGGGGAGGACUGGAGGUUAGAAGGGGAGGUGGGAAUCGCCCUGAUCUUAGAGGACUAUGCAGAGACUGAACUGAGACUGUGCCUUAAGACUGUCUAGAUAACUAGCAUAGAAGUUAACCGUGGCUAAUCCGGAGAGCCUAAACAACGUUGGCUAGUAACCUAGAUGAGAGGCAACCGAAGUUAUGCAAAAUUGCCACACGCUCGAAGAUGGAAAUGACCAUUUCGGUAUACGAUUUCCAAAGUGACGGAUUUAAUCUCCGAGAACUGAAAUCCAUUUAAAUGCACUGUUGUUUAUUCAUCCCUAUGGAUGCUCCACUCUUGAACCCAGGACUCUAGAUUCUGCGGAGGUUCUUUGCUGCCCACUUAACGGAUGGAGGGGACGAGGGUGCGAAUCUGACGCAGUCUGACGCAGAUUUUCCUGGAAAGCAAGCUUUGUGCAAUAUCGGGGCUGCCUUCCCCUGAGAUUUCCCCCCCCCCACCUUGGGUUGCACCCCCCCAAACUUUUUAACUUUGUACUUUGGGCAAAGCCUGUCCCCCUUUUGAUGCUCAGGGGGUGACAGAUACCCAGAAAAUGCCACAAACGGAACACAUGUAUUCUGCCAAUUUAAAAGAUUCCUUGCAAUAAUUCGGAUACAGAUGGAGAGUAACCGUGGUUGAUUUUCUCAAAGGAAUUUGGGUAAUUUGAUUCCUGGGAAUGAGCGAAUUCCAGAGCCCCAAUGUAGGUUUGCCAGUUAAACAAAUGGGGGUCAGGAAUUGUGAGGAAGGGGCUUCCACUGUCUUCCUGUCUGCAUCGGAGGUUUGCCUCCCCUUAGAAAAAAAUAUUAUCAAAGAAAGAACUAUGAGUUUUUUCUUCCCAUCUGUGGCUCCUU